AUGUCUUCUGGGCAGACGCUUGCCCAGAUGAAUCUCACGUGUUUAUGGCUCGAGACCAUACUUUAUGGAAUCAAUUGCAUAUUAUUCGGUACAUGCGUUUACGUCAUCUCAAUCAAGGGUCCAGCCUACAGCAAGCUUCUGCUCUGUGCUACCUCGUUUCAAUUUGCUCUGGCAACUACACAUGUGAUAUUGAUGUUUGUACAAGCGAUGAUUGCAUUCACAAAUGCGACGAAUGUUAUUACCCCUGAUGGGGCAAACUUUUACUAUGCAGCUACCGCAGGAAACCGCGUUUUCUUAUUCUGUCAGUUAAUCUAUAUUUCCAAUGUAUUUACUCAAGAACUGCUUUUGAUAUGGAGACUCUAUGUCGUCUGGAAUCAGAAUAUCAAAGUUUGCAUUCUACCGGUAAUUCAAACCAUGGAUUCGGACGUUGUUAAUGAUACUGAACCUCUCCUUCAGCUCAUCAUGUGGGUAGCCCACUGUGUUACCGCCUCUAUCGCCGUCGCCUUGCUCGCGCCUAAGCACACCAACAUCUUUUCGCACACUUUUCGAGCCUUCGCAUUGUGUGGAUGGUCACUCGAGAUGGUCUUAAAUGUUACGGUAACUACUGGUAUCGUAUACCGUAUCUGGCGAACAGGAAAACAAACAGCUGCUCUGACCACCGGCGGAAGCAGCGGCUUCAGGUACAAAAGCACCAUUAUAACGAUCGUGGAAUCUGGGGCGCUCAUCACAACAUGUACAUGUGUGAUAUUCCUUUUAUGGGUAGCGGGUAAUGUUUCAGGGUUAGUGGCAGUCGAUAUUGCAAUACAAGUCGCUACAAUGACCCCUCUCCUCAUUAUCGUCCGCGCCGGUCUUAAACGCUCUCAUUCCAGUCUUCAAGUUGGAUCAUCCGGGGGACACUCAUCAUCCUACCCUAGGUCUUUGGAAUUCAACGUCGCUACAGUCAGCGAUCACCCGAUGGAUGUCAUCUCUAAAUGUGGUACUAAAGGAAAGGAUUAG
Molecule: messenger RNA, 996 nt
Organism: Suillus plorans
Lineage: Eukaryota; Fungi; Basidiomycota; Agaricomycetes; Boletales; Suillaceae
Exons: 8
Coding region: 1-996 (331 amino acids)
Source: RefSeq, a predicted model, not a curated record